GAAAGUAAAACAGUUCUUCAAACGGUAGAGCUACCGCGAUAGCCAGCCGUCUGGAUUGUCCUCUAUUUAGUCCGAGACACUAUAGGAAAGAAAAAAUAUUUGGGCAUAGUUGGUGUUCCGUUCAUUAACAUUAUGCACAUGAGAAAUGAUAUUGCUUCCUGAAUAAGAAUUUCUGCUCGGCUUUGUCUGAAUUAGCAGUUUAGCGAGUUUAGCUAACUAGCAGCUUAGCAUGAUAUGCAAACGCUUGGCUGCUGUCUCUGCUCCAGUGAAGUACAGCUCUGAGGGAUAAAGAGGUGUGUGCAGCGCUGGUGGCAUCGCUCUCAGUGCAGUAGGACAACGUUAUUAAUUCAGUGCUAAGCGUGGUGCUGUAUAGCAAGCUAGCUAAGCUACUUUGUAGGACUCUCGGGGUGUAAAUAAUAGCAGUUGGAACUAGCAACAGUUUGAUGAAUUGCUGCAGAAGAUAUCGGUUUGCCGAGAGACAAUCUAUAACUAAUCGGUCAUGAAAGAAUGAGUGAUUUCCAGACUGAGAAAAGACUGAAACUGGAAGAGAAGUGUCACUCUGAGAGUUUCUCUAGCAGAAGUGUAGAAGAAGCUACUGGAUCACAGAGAGGCAGUUUGUUCACCAAUGUGCUGACGCCAAAUAUGGAAGAAACUGGGGAAGUAAACAGCAAUAUCAGUGGCGGCAUGAAGGUUGAAGACAUAAAAAGUGAUGGUCAUAAAUCAUUCGAGUGCAACCAGAAGGAUGUUUGUCAGUCGAGAGAAAAUGACAAAGGUUUUGAUGCGACACUAGGACGGAGAGAUCCAGGCGACCAAAAAAUAGAGGAAACUCCAGCAAGUACUAAUUCCAACACUGAGGUGACUUAUGGACUGAGUUCUCCAAAUAGCAGUGUCGGUGAUAAUGCAGUUAUCAAGACAAAGCCCACCAUUGAAGAGACCGCUCUGGUAUCGAAUGCAUCAGGUGCGAAUCUUAGCAAAGUAGCAAGCGUGUCUACCGAAAAGACAAAGUUGGAUCUCAGUUUAUCUCAGAGCACUAGUGCUGAUGUAGAAAUGCUGAGCCCAGAGAGCCCAACCUGCAAAUCCUUGCUGUAUAACAGCUCAGGAGAAAGUCACAAUCCCGACACAGAAUCUCAGGCACCUGGUGCUCAAUCCUUGUGCUCUCCUGUAGAGUCCACUAACAUCAUUGACUCCAAAGCUGGACCUGGAACUAUCGGUGAUGCUGAAGUGACAGCCAUGGAAACGGAUAAUUCCGACAUGCACGUCUCUACUGGAAAUUCAUCGAUGGCAACUGAAGACUCCAGUGGCAACCAGGCACAGACAAGGGAGCCAGUGCUGGUGACUUUGCCACACGUUGAGAGGAAGUGGUUGGGAACUCCUAUAGAGGAGCUGAGGAGGAUGCCAAUGUGUGCUCCAGUCCUACCCCCACUUAGGGCAUCAGAAAAUCACAAAGUGCUCAUCCGGACUGACCUGCUCAGAGAGGGCGAGGUCCCGGUUCCAUAUCCCAGCAAGUUCCAGGAUGCCUGGGAUGAUAUGAAUGUCAAGAUGCCCUGCUCUGAAAAGAACCUGUUUCCAGUGGAGAAUGAGGAUGGAGUGCAAAGUCGGUGGGAGCUCAUCAUUUCUGCCUUGGAAACUGCAUGCAAAAGUUCACUGGAUAUUCGGGAAGCAAUAUUGACUUACAACACAACACAUGCAAAGAGAUGGGAUUUCACAGCUCUAAAUGUUCUCUGCACUGAGGGCCUGGAGUACACAGAGGCACAGUAUCUGUUUGAUGUUAUGCUGCCAAAUAUGGUAAAAUUAGCCCUAAAUGCACCCAAGAUUUGUACCCAGCCAAUCCCCCUGCUUAAGCAGAACAUGAAUCAGUCCCUGACUAUGUCUCAGGAACAAAUUGCCUGCCUGCUGGCCAACGCCUUUUUCUGUACGUUCCCCCGGCGCAACUCGCGCAAGUCUGAGUACUACAACUACCCUGAGAUUAAUUUCUACAGAUUGUUUGAGGGAUCCGCCCAUCAGAAGAUUGAAAAACUCAGAACUCUUCUUUGCUAUUUCAGAAGAGUCACCACUGAAAAACCCACUGGUCUCGUGACAUUUACAAGACAAAGCCUAAACAGUUUUCCUAAAUGGGAAAGCUUGGCCACCCGGCUCACACGGCUUCAUAUCUCCUGCGAGGGGACCAUUGAGGAUCAGGGAUAUGGCAUGCUGCAGGUGGACUUUGCUAACAGGAUGGUAGGAGGAGGGGUAACAGGACUAGGGUUGGUCCAGGAGGAGAUUCGCUUUCUUAUCAACCCAGAGCUUAUUGUCUCGCGUCUCUUUACUGAGGCUUUGGAACACAACGAGUGCCUUAUCAUCACAGGCACUGAGCAGUACAGCAAGUACUCUGGCUAUGCAGACAGCUACAAAUGGAAUGCCAACCACAAAGAUGAGACACCAAGGGAUGAGUGGCAGAGAAGGUGUACAGAGAUUGUGGCAGUGGAUGCGUUGAAGUACAGACACUACAUGGAGCAAUUCCACCCUGAGAAAUUCACAAGGGAACUCAACAAGGCGUACUGUGGAUUUGUGCGGCACGGUGUAGACACCCAGAACCUCUCGGCCAUUGCCACAGGAAACUGGGGAUGUGGUGCAUUCGGGGGAGAUACACGACUUAAAGCCUUGCUGCAGCUAAUGGCAGCAGCAGAGGCCGGUAGAGAUGUGGCCUAUUUCACAUUUGGCGACUCUGCUCUCAUGAGGGACGUUCAUGAACUGCACACGUUUCUGACGGAUAAACAUGUGACAGUGGGCAAACUGUAUGGCCUCCUGAAGCAAUACCUUAAUGUGGUGGUGAAGAACAGUCACAGUCCGAGGCCUGAUGUCAGUCUUUAUGGCUUCAUCUAUGAUCAGCUCAGCUCAAAUCCUCCCCCUGAGCCCACUGCAGCCUACAAUUCACCUCCAGAUGGACAUUAAUGUUGGCCUGUCAUGAACUGACAUGCAUCCUUAGUGCUUCCUUCUUCUUUAGGAAAAGAUCUUUUAGGUGAUUUCUGACAUGUGAUGGACGUCUGUAUUCCGUUAUUGAGCACAGGAACUGUCUCAAGUCACAAUACACUAAAUGUUUGACUUAGCAACAGUACUCCUGGUUGCUGGGUCCUCGUGUUUCCCUGUUUAACAGAGACACAUUCAUAGCCAGAUCUACAGCAUGGUGUUGAACUUUUCAUUUUAAAAUUAGGUGACAAAAAUAUUAAUCUAUACUGGAGGACUAUUAGUAGGGCACUUACAGAUUCAAUUACAGAACCAUAUAGAUCACAUUGUAUGCAUGAAAACUCUUUAAAUACGCUAGGAAUCACUAUCACACUUGAUUAUUAAAAAGUAUAAAAUCAUCUUUUUUGAGUCCAGAAAAGUAUUAUUAUAAUUGAGUUUUCAAUAUAUGUUAAAUUUUACACAAUAAUGGAAAUUCUGUAACUGUUCAGUGAAAGAAUUUGUAUUUGCAGUAUAAAGGUAGGUUGCGAUAUUGACUUGAUCAGCUUGGCAUGUACUUCUUAACAAUUUAUUAAGAUUUCUAUGCUCAAGCGUUUUUUUUUUUUUCUCUUCUUUUCUUGAUUCACAACUACUAUUUAAAGGUAGUGAAUUAUUUUCAGUUGUAUUCUAUUUUAUUAUUGCUGAUUAAAUGGGUUGAACUAAACACCUUUCAAUUAA
This is a messenger RNA of Hemibagrus wyckioides, 3657 nucleotides long. It is a transcript of the gene parga, whose product is annotated as poly (ADP-ribose) glycohydrolase a. Gene Ontology annotation, cellular component: nucleus; cytoplasm. Gene Ontology annotation, biological process: carbohydrate metabolic process; regulation of DNA repair; nucleotide-sugar metabolic process. Gene Ontology annotation, molecular function: poly(ADP-ribose) glycohydrolase activity. Lineage: Eukaryota; Metazoa; Chordata; Actinopteri; Siluriformes; Bagridae. The record is from RefSeq and is a predicted model, not a curated record. The transcript has 18 exons. Bases 508 to 2931 code for a protein of 807 amino acids.